UGCAAGGGAAGUGACCAGUGUGGUAUGGCUGGAAAAUCGAAUUUUAUGCACUGGAUGGGAUAAACGAGUUACAGAGUUCGCAGACACGGAAUCUGGCAUACAUAAAAAACGCUGGGAAAUGAGACACACGGACGAUGUGCUUUGUGCUUCUGUAGCUAAUUCACAAACUCUAGCCACUGCAUCUUACAAUGGUGAGCUGGUUUUAUGGAGGUUAGAGACUGGCCAGCCUUAUCGGAAAUUCCUGGUAAACAAUCCCACGGGAAGGUAUACAAUUGUUUAUACAAAAGAAUCGAAGGGAAAAAAUGAUGCAAUUGAUCCCAAGAAUAUGAAGGGGACACCAGCAAGAAAGAUACAUUCAGAUGGCAUGAGUACCCCACCAAUAUCAAGCCCAUUACAACAAAGAAAUUCGAAGCAUCAACAAUCAGCAUUGAACACCACAAGAUCAACUGCUGUGUACUCUAUGAUAUUCCUGAAUUCAAGACCAGUGUCCCCUGACGUCGGAACUCUUUUAAUAUCGUUGGAAUCUGGAUUAAUUCAGGUUUGGACACACCAUCCAGCAGCAGGAUUCUUGGGUGCCUUUUCUGUUAUCCAUACACCCGGUGACUGUGCGCUCUGUCUUACUACUGAUCCAAAUAACGAUUAUCUUAUUACAGGACAUGCUGCUGGGUAUAUUAAGGUAUGGUUACUGACCAAUUAUGCACUACCCAAUCCUCAACGGAUAUCAAUGCCUGUUUUGAGAUUAGAAUUUCCAUUUCUCUGGAAAGAUAGACUGGACGGUCGUGCAAAGAGAGCUGUACGAAACCAGCCUUUACCACUGUUAUUAUCUUCAAUAAUGGGUCAUACAAAUGCUGUGAAUUCCCUACAAUUUGUGCCAGGAGCUAGAUUAAUUGUCAGUGGAAGUUCUGACCAUACGGUACGUUUGUGGUCUCUGAGUGGACAAUACAUAUCUACCCUUGGAACUUUUCGACCAUGGUCCACAUUGUUAUCAGACACCCCUGUUUCAAAGUACUUCGGUGAAUUCAGAUUGCCUCCUGAUAUUAAACGAAUUGCCAGUCAUACAACAAUGAAGGUUAUGAAAGGGGGGAAAACCGAAGUCAAAUCUGACGGUACAGCUGAAGAUGUGGAACUUUCUAAGGAGGUUUCCAAUCAGAAAAGAUUAUUGCUGUAUGGAAGAAGACUCUCUUCGCCAAUUUUAGGACAGCGUUAUAAACUAGCUGGACGAUCUAAAGCCUAUGACGCACCACCAAGUCUUGAUAACUCAUUAGCAUAUAUCCCAGUAUACACUCAUUUGAUAACUCAUAAUUUGGAGCCAGUGAGGAUACCACAGAUGCUAUCAGUUUUAUCAUCGCAGAAGAUGAGACUACCCACAUAUGUACAUCCUAAAAGACCUACAAAAGGCGUUUUCAAAUCGACGUCUAAGUAAAAUCAAGCACGUUAUGAAAAAACUUGCAUACUUGGCAGCAAAUUAACAUUUCUCAAAAUUGGAUGCAACACAAUGGGUACUACUGAUUUUCAAUGAUUAAAAAUUAACAAAUAUCGUCAGUGACAAGAUAAGAAACGGAUUUACCGAUGUAAUAGUCAAAAAAAGGUAAUUCAUUGUUGCAGAAAUACAGUCAAUUAUCAAAAUAUUUAUAAUUUUCAACCCGACUUGGUUAAUGGUGGUGAAAGUGUGCAGUUCGUAGGAGAGAGAGUAGCGAUAACUAAGCGAGAUAAUGGCGAGA
Molecule: messenger RNA, 1721 nt
Organism: Orussus abietinus
Lineage: Eukaryota; Metazoa; Arthropoda; Insecta; Hymenoptera; Orussidae
Product: WD repeat-containing protein on Y chromosome
Exons: 8
Molecular function (GO): protein binding
Source: RefSeq, a predicted model, not a curated record